Messenger RNA from Lodderomyces pseudojiufengensis, 606 nucleotides. RefSeq names its product RNA polymerase II subunit A C-terminal domain phosphatase (gene SSU72). Gene Ontology annotation, molecular function: RNA polymerase II CTD heptapeptide repeat phosphatase activity. Lineage: Eukaryota; Fungi; Ascomycota; Pichiomycetes; Serinales; Debaryomycetaceae. Gene Ontology annotation, cellular component: mRNA cleavage and polyadenylation specificity factor complex; nucleus. The coding region runs from base 1 to 606 and encodes 201 amino acids. The transcript has a single exon. Gene Ontology annotation, biological process: termination of RNA polymerase II transcription. The record is from RefSeq and is a predicted model, not a curated record.
AUGGAAUCACAUAAACAAUUACUAGACGCAGGUUAUAACGUUCAUUCAUUUGGUACAGGUUCUGCUGUUAGAUUACCUGGACCAUCUAUAGAUAAACCAAAUGUUUAUGCAUUUGGAACACCAUAUGCUCAAAUGUAUAAAGAUUUAAUAAGUCAAAAUCAAGGUAAAUUAUAUGAACAAAAUGGAGUAAUGCAUAUGUUAGAAAGAAAUAAACAAGUAAAAAUUGCACCAGAAAAAUGGCAUCAAAAUGAAAAAUCAGGAAAAUUUGAUUUAGUUAUAACAUGUGAAGAAAGAUGUUUUGAUAGUGUUAUUGAAGAUUUAAUGUUUAGAAUGUAUAAUAAAAAUCAACCUACAGAUUUAAAACAAGUUGUUCAUGUUAUAAAUAUUGAAAUUAAAGAUGAUAAUGAAAAUGCAAUAAUUGGUGGUAAAGGAAUAUUAAAAUUAGUUAAUAUGAUUCAUGAUUUCAAAAGGAAAAAAUUAGAACAAAAUCCUGAUAUUGAAGAUGAAAGUGAUAUUAUAUUGGAAGAUCAAAUGAUGAAUAUAAUAACCGAAUGGCAAAAGGAUCAUUCUCAUUUACCGACUUUAUACAGUGUUUCAUAUUAUUGA